CGCCUCACCGGCUUUGCUUGCGGUGGUGAACAGGUUCUGAACGUUGUCAACAUCACAACAUGUUACAUUUACAUUACAAUCAGAUAAUAUUUUACGAAUCAUGGAAUUAGAACAAAUACAUAUUUUAACAAUGUGUCCAUUAAUUGCAUCCCGAUUUGCAAUUCAGUGAGUAGAGGACAGACACAUAUCUGUUUUUACACAGAUUGAUGAUGUUUGAGGUUUUUGUAAUGAGUAUGUAACGUCCAUAGAUGAAAGGAAUGAUUUUGAUGUAUUUUAAGUGAAAACCUAUUUUAUAAAUAAUGGAAGUAGAGGAAAUAUAUAAUUUGACGAUAUCGCCAUUAAUUGCAUCCCGAUUUGCAAUUCAGUGGUCAGAGGAUGAUCACAUAUCCGUUCUUACAGAGAGAGGAGCUCAUAUACUUGAGUUUGUACCUUCUCCGAUGUCUUUUCAAUCAACGUUGAAGUUCUCCAAAUCAUUUAUUUACACGCCUUUAACACUACCAACGGAAUCUUUCUAUACCAAGCUAAAAUCAAAAAUUUGGAGCUUGGAUCCUGAAGCAUUUCAUUCGUUACUGAUGGAGGAAUCUCUAACACCAAAAAUGCCUAAUAUGAAAGAGAUGGUGCCGAGAAUAAUUGAUCUGGCAUGGUCACCGCACGGUUUGAUAGAUCCAAGAAAAUGUCUCAUUGCGAUUUUAACUUCGACGGGGGCAGUUACGAUUGCGUUCAAAGUAUCCAAGGAGUGGUACACCGCGUUCGAUUUAUCUGCCAUACGUUGUAGAAUCACGGAUCAAGAAAUGAAUACGAGAUCAAAGAACAAUAAAUACAGCUCGAUGUUGGCUAGAAUAAGAAGUAGCUUGAAAUGGUUACAAGCUUCUUCUUUCGCUUGGAGCAAACUUUUCUCCGAUUUCGCCUACUUCGCCGUUGCAUAUCGUAGCGGGGAUAUAAUUAUUUAUCGAAUCCCGAGCGUUACUGAUUACAUCGAAAUCCCUGAUCCCAAUAUCGUGGGCACGGUAACAUUGAACGAUCAAGUAAGGAUAAACGUUCUGCAUUGGAUCACGAUCGACGCGGAGGAGCAUCUGAUCAUUGUCGGAUAUUUUGACGGACGUAUUUACGGACUUACGAUUAGUGUCAGGGAUCAGAACUUCGAACUCGAAUCUAUUGAGAAAUAUUAUGUUCACGCAGAUCGUAUUCCUGUCGGAGCUAUAAGAACACUGUCCGAGGAUGAAUCGAAUAAAAAGAUUCUCGUUGCGAAGGGCAGCUUUUUAUUUCUACUGCGUCUCACGACGCACGGCACUCUGGAAAGUAUGCAACAUUUGCAAUUGGAAGGUUUCACGAUUUCAGGAAUGAUUUGUAUAAGCAAAGAUUGCGCGUUGGUCACCACCGAGAACGGUUGCAUGUUCAUGGUGAACGCGGAAGGUGACCAGUUUUCAACAACGAAGCUGGACAACAAAUCGUCGCAAGCUAAUUUACGGCAUUUGGGCCUGGCGCGUUCACCGAAUUCUGUGAUUUUAAUAAACGUGACUGUACCGGCCACUACGUACGAUCAUUUGUCAGUGAAAGAACCGAGCAAAAUGCAAGUAUUCGUUUUAAAAAACGAAGAGUGGAAUCCUUUAUCUCUUCUAACGAGGCUCAAGAAUGAGAGGUUCAAGCAUGCGUGGGACUGUUUAGAAGUGCUCAGGAUUAGAGCGACACGGGUAUCGGACCCGCAAGAAGUAUUACCGAAGCUACCCUCGAAUUUGAAGUCUCUAACUCUACACGAGCUACGAAUCGCUAUGUGGACCUCGAUGAUGAUAGAGAUAUGUGAUAAGAAAAAGAUAAUCCAGGGAAUAGGGAGUAUCGUCGGAGAAAUAUCCGACGCUCAACCGUUGAUAUUUCUCUACACUGCCUGCGAUUAUCUCGCUAUCCUGGAACGUAAAGCGUUUAUAUCCACAGAACAGACACUUUCUGUUAGUUUAUUAAAACAUCACUUGAACACGUAUUUAGCUAAAAAUAAUGACGAUUCUCAGCUUUCGAAUCUUGUUAGAACUACUUUAAGUAAACUAUCCCGAUUCGAUUCUAGUCACAAAGAGACUUGCAAUUUAUGCGGAAUAACGAUAGAAAGUCCGUCCUGGAAAGUGACCAUGUGCUCGCAAGGUCAUUUAUUGCCCAGAUGCGCGAUCACUCUUUUGCAAAUAACUAUGAUGAAUUAUAAAAAGUGCCCAAUAUGUGGUUUAAUAUUUCAUCACUGUUUGGAGGAUGUAUAUGGAGAAACGAGAUGCCUCUAUUGCGAUGUACCCGCGUUGGAAGAUAAUAGGCUUAUAGGUUCAAGAUCUGUACCUGUAGAUAAAAGUUUGUCAAAACCGCGGGGUAAUAAUCUGGAGAGUAUAGGUGAUCAGGAGACGAAGGCAGCAAUGGAUGAAACCUGUUAAUUCAUAUAAUUUAAUGUAAAUUUCGCAAGAACAAAUAAAAUAAGCUCUUCUCAUUUUUAUGAAAUUUU
This is a messenger RNA of Ceratina calcarata, 2473 nucleotides long. RefSeq lists its product as uncharacterized. The record is from RefSeq and is a predicted model, not a curated record. Gene Ontology annotation, biological process: transcription initiation at RNA polymerase III promoter. Gene Ontology annotation, molecular function: protein binding; histone acetyltransferase activity. NCBI's taxonomy places the organism in Eukaryota, Metazoa, Arthropoda, Insecta, Hymenoptera, Apidae. The transcript is spliced from 3 exons. Gene Ontology annotation, cellular component: transcription factor TFIIIC complex. Bases 300 to 2405 code for a protein of 701 amino acids.